CAUCAUUCGAUAUCCAUCCUCACUGUGAACACAUUGGAUUCAGUGCAAUAUUCAAAUUCAGCUUUCUUUAUACCUUAAUCACAAAAUGAAGUUUCUGGUAGCUUACAGCAUAUUGGUCGCGGCGACAUUAGCCGAACCCCCAGUUGAUACCAGAUACCUCCCUCCUCAAAACGCUGGCAUCUCACAGACCUACGGAGCGCCCGGCUUCGGCUCUGCGAGACAGACAGACGCUAUAUUUAGUCGUCAAUCUUCCUUCUCCGGUUCGCGCGCUUCGUCCCGCCGCCCCUCAUCCCAAUAUGGUCCUCCCUCAGCUCUCUAUGGGGCACCCAACGCCGCCCAACAGACCCCUUCGGCGGUCUAUGGCGCACCCUCAUCUGACCCGUCGACGCAAUAUGGCGCGCCUGCCCCCUCAGCGUUGUAUGGAGCACCCCAAAUUGGAGGCCAUUCUGGUUCCCCAUCGCAGUUGUAUGGCGCUCCUGGUGUAGGAGGCGCUGGAUUCGGAGCUGAACAGAGCAAACAGUACCUGCCCCCUGGUGCCGGCAGGGGAUACGAUGAUGGCAGCAAUGGAGAGCCCGCCAACUACAACUUCGAAUACAUGGUGGAAGACGCAGCAUCUGGUAACGACUUCGGGCACCGCGAGGCCAGGCUUGGAGAGAGGGCCGAGGGUCUCUACUACGUGGUGCUGCCUGAUGGGAGGAAGCAGACCGUAGAAUACGAAGCCGACGAAGGCGGUUACAAGCCGAAGAUCUCUUACGAGGAAACCGGCCGUGGUGCCUACAGGAGCGGCCAGGGAUACGUCAACGGCGGUUACAGCCAGGGAGGCCCUUACUAAACAAAUCUAGAUCGAAAAUGGUUAUCACCCACCGUCACUG
This is a messenger RNA of Manduca sexta (tobacco hornworm), 872 nucleotides long. Its product is annotated as pro-resilin. The coding region runs from base 86 to 832 and encodes 248 amino acids. NCBI's taxonomy places the organism in Eukaryota, Metazoa, Arthropoda, Insecta, Lepidoptera, Sphingidae. Gene Ontology annotation, cellular component: extracellular matrix. The record is from RefSeq and is a predicted model, not a curated record. The transcript is spliced from 8 exons.